Camponotus floridanus (Florida carpenter ant) is the source of this 1521-nucleotide messenger RNA. RefSeq names its product protein obstructor-E. Lineage: Eukaryota; Metazoa; Arthropoda; Insecta; Hymenoptera; Formicidae. Gene Ontology annotation, molecular function: chitin binding. Bases 337 to 1113 code for a protein of 258 amino acids. The record is from RefSeq and is a predicted model, not a curated record. The transcript is spliced from 3 exons. Gene Ontology annotation, cellular component: extracellular region.
AAGAUCCUUUCUAACGGGUGUGUUUCAUGACGUUAUCAUCGAUUGAGCAUCGCGGGCUAUCAGCUAAAACUGUCGAUAGACGAAACCAGGUGUGUUCUCCAGGUAGAGCCUUCCUAUGCGGCCCCGGAGAUCGGCAAGAGACGAAGAGUGGGGAGUUCAUAUAAGACACCGGGCAAACGCCUCUCCCAGUAAGCAGUCUCGACACGAAAACUCAUCAGCCGAGCUUCCUCGGCUCUCACACAACGAGAGAGAUAUUCUCUCCAGGCAUAUAUCAGGAUAUUUCGUCUACAAGGAAUUGACACAUUGCGAGUUAAAUCGGUCGCACGUUUCCUCAGAAUGUCACAGUACAUAUUUUCGUUCGUCCUAGUGUUCCUGGCUGCACAGGGCUCUCUGGGCCAGAAGCAGCAGCAGGAAGAUCCAUGCCAGACCAAGUCGCGGGUGGUGGGCGACAUCGAGUAUUGCGAUCGCUAUUGGGAAUGUGUGAGCGGUCGGCCAGAAUUGUUCGAUUGUCCGAACGGUCUCGUGUUCGCUGGCAAGCAUCGCGGUGUCACUGAAGGAUGCGAUUAUCCCUGGAGGGCGAACUACUGUGACGGUAAACGCCAAGCUAAUCCGCCGAUCCCGACCGAGCAUUGCGACUGGCUGUACGGUAUCUUCGGCCACGAGACCUCCUGCACCAGGUACUGGACCUGCUGGAACGGCACCGCCACCGAACAGCUCUGCAUAGGCGGUCUGCUUUACAACGAGAGAGCCAGGUCUUGCGACUGGCCCGAAAACGUCGAGGGAUGUCAGAAGCAUCCUCUUUGCAACGACGACGCCAACGGCAACGUGCCCCUCGGCAAGUCGUGCAACCGCUACUGGCAGUGCCAGGGUGGCUACCCUCGGUUACAGCGCUGCCCAGCCAUGUUGGUCUUCGACAAGCGGUCGCUGAGGUGCGUGGUGCCGCCAACGGAGGACUGCGACGUUCCUACGACGCCGCCGCCCACCGAGGGCGAAUUGUCCGAGGGUCGCAACGAGCAGCAGGAACCCGAGGAGGAGAAUCUGCCACCUGGCGUGCCACCUCUGCCGGCAGGCGCGUUGCCGAUUCAAGCGCUGCGCGCUCGCGCCCGAAAUUAAGACCUUGAUCUGAAUUAUUCGGAUCACGUCCAACCACUAGGAAGGACGAAGGAAACCAGAAGAUCCCUUGCGACGAGCGAGAUCCCGGAGAUCGAGCUCGUCGAUCGAUUGGGGGAACUCGAGAAGUUCUCUCCAGAUCUUUCCCUCCCUCCUGUAAUUCUAUUAUUUUAGAAUCUAUUGGUUGGAUCGAAUUCGAUUUUUAGAGGUCUGCAGAUUUUCUUGAUGUUGGAGAAGUUUAUGUUCCGCGAUUCUUUGAGAAUAUCGAGAAAGUUUUAUCCUCUUUUGUAGCAAAUAAAAGUUUUAAUUUUUUUUUUCGAUUUUUCUUUGACAUAAAGAAUUAAUUUUCGAUUAUUUCGAAGGGUAAAUUCGAGCAAAAGUUUGAGUGAAGUAACUAUUAUAAUUAUGUUU